UUGCCAGACGCUUCCGGGUAGUCGUGCUGUGUACUACCGAAGGUCUUGGGCAAGGCACCUGCCGGGUAGCUGUACAGCAUUAAGACGCAACAUAUACAAGGAUUGUGAAGACUGAUGCAAGGGCUGCUUUUCUACUGUCAUUUCAUGUGGUUUCCAGGUCACCUUGAGGCAGAUUGCUCCUGCUGCUUUGCCUUGCCUAAAUUAAGUGUAUAGUUGCCUUUCUUUAUAUUUUCUUUUCUUUCUUUUGUUUGGUUAUUUUGCCGUGACCUCCGUCUAGUGCCCCACCUCCGACUGAUGUAUUGGCUGUUCCAGUAGUGUACAUUGUCCUGUUGAGAUUUUGUCCAGCUGUAUACUCUAUUUAACCUGUUAGUAAUAACAACCUCCUCAUCCUUGUCCCCCUUUUCCAGAGUACUAGAGCAGCUGCUCAUAAGAGGUUCCUGGAUCCGCCUUUGCGCACUGCACCGCGUAUUGUAGUGGUAACCUGCACCUCACAAUAUUGAUUGAUCACUUGCUUGUAGUGGUUGUGCCUAUGUGUGUGCAUGUGUGUGUGUAUGCAUUUGACUGUAGGCACCAGAGUCCAGAGCACGGUUGGUGAACUUCACGCUUAUCCCGGACAGCAAUGGAGGAAGUGAAACAGCUGAGAGAACAGAUUCGUCAGCUGCAGGCAGACAACGACCGCCUGCAGCAGCAACGGCAACCACCGCCGCCUCAGCCGGACUAUUCCGCUAAUCCUACUAACCCUGUUUCUCAUGAACGACUGGUUUAUCUCCCUAGGGAGCGGAAGUGUCCUGUAUUUCGUGGUAGGGUGGGUAUUGGCAUUGUUGAGUGGGUGGAAGAGGUGGAAGUUUGUGCACGUACUAGACAUUUGGGCGCACUUGACAAAGCCUACUUUAUGUUUGAUCAUCUGGAUGGGGAGGCUAAAGAUGAGAUCCGUUAUAGGCCAAGAACUGAUCGGGAAAUCCCAGAAAAAAUUGCAGACAUUCUCAAAGAACUUCAUGGGUGCUCCCAGUCUUAUGUUGCCUUGCAAGAAAGUUUAUUUUCCAGAAAACAAUUGGACGGUAAAUCUUUACAAGAAUAUUCGCAUGCUCUUUUUUCUCUGAUGGAUAAAGUUAAACAGGUCUCCCCUGACUCAGUGCCCCAGUCUGACAUGCUGCUCCGUGACCAGUUUACAGAGUAUGUCAUUGACUCUGACCUCCGCAGGGAAUUGAAGAGACUUGUCCGUCAGACCUCAGGGAUGUCCAUGCUAGAAGUGCGUGCUGCCGCCAUCCGGUGGGAGUGUGAGGGCAGGCCCAGUGACUUCAAUAGAGGUAGGAGCCAUUCAGUUCCCUCUCUUUGCGCUAUGCAAUACUCCAAAACUCAGCCAGGCAGAGCCUCACCACCUGUCAGUAUGGCAAGUUCAGAAAUGGCCGAGCUGCGGUCCAUGUUGCUGAAGCAACAAGAACAGAUCAAUCACUUAACUAAUGCCUUAACUACUUUACAAGGAGCAGCACGCCCAGCCUACUCCAGUCGCCCCUCUCCAGUUAGUCGCCCAUCAACCGUCAUUUGUAAGCGUUGCCUAAAGCCUGGUCAUUAUGCCCAAGAGUGCGAUAAUGAGAGAGUGUUAGCUCCUAAUCACAUCCCCCAGGCCCAAGCUCAGGCUAAUGUUGUCUCAGUUUCUCAGACGGAAAACUAGUUCCCUUCAGCGUGCAGAGCCACACGCUGAGAGGGGACUUUAGCGGCUCUCAGAAUCAGGACACUCUUAGCCACCCUGUAACCUCCCUUGUCGCUCAGUGCCCGAAGGUAGCUGUGAGAGUACGGGGAGUAGUUGUCAAUUGUCUUUUAGACACAGGGUCUAUGGUAUCUACCCUGGUGGAGAGUUUCUUUGUGCAACACUUCAAGGAUAAACUUCAACAGUGUAAUUGGUUGCAGCUUCGGGCCGCAAAUGGUCUAGACAUACCCUAUACCGGGUAUGCUGAGCUAACGGUUGAAGUGCUGGGGAAGGUAAUCCCCCAACGAGGUUGGCUAGUGGUUAAAGAUCCCCAGGUCAGCUCGCCCCUCCCCUUGUACCAGGUGUGCUUGGAAUGAAUGUUAUUCGCGAAUGCUAUGCUGAACUAUUUGGCCAACAUGGUUCAUCUUUGUUCGAUCUCCCACCGGUAGUUCAUGCCUCACUCCCAUGGCGGCAUGCCUUGCAGCAUUGUCAUCGGGUCCA
Messenger RNA from Alosa sapidissima (American shad), 2188 nucleotides. RefSeq lists its product as uncharacterized. Gene Ontology annotation, molecular function: zinc ion binding; nucleic acid binding. Lineage: Eukaryota; Metazoa; Chordata; Actinopteri; Clupeiformes; Clupeidae. The record is from RefSeq and is a predicted model, not a curated record. The coding region runs from base 620 to 1672 and encodes 350 amino acids. The transcript has 2 exons.